Molecule: messenger RNA, 1128 nt
Organism: Ectocarpus sp. CCAP 1310/34
Lineage: Eukaryota; Phaeophyceae; Ectocarpales; Ectocarpaceae
Source: the annotation of a GenBank genome assembly
AUGGAAGAUGGCCAGGGGAAGAAGUUCAGUUGCGGCAAGGGCUACGGCCAUGAACAACGGUACUCUCGGGUCGUGCAUCACGUCAAGAUACAGCUGGCCAAGAACAACACUUCUAUGCAGACCCACGGAUCUCUUCUGAAUGAACGCUUCGGGAGGGCGGGGAUGAAACACCUCAGGGACUGGUUCGUCGCGCAGAAGAAGCAGAAUUACACCAAUGCCACGAAAAAGCAAGGCACGGGCUCGGAAGGAGGCCGUAUUCAGAGGUCUCCCAACGAAUUCCAGCAGCUGAGGGCCCACAUCUCCUCCGGCAACGCUGCUGCGAACAAACGUAAGUUUAUGCGGGAGGUUGUCAGUGUCAAGAACGGGAAGCGCCCCAAGGUCGCGCCUGCAGAUGCCGGUGGUGCCGCUGGUGCCUCGGCUGGUGGCGCCAGCAGUGGUCAGGGUGGGGGAAAGGGGAAGGGGAAACGGCGCAAGAUGGCUACAGCUCACGGCGGAGGUGGCGAAACGAGCGGGGAAUCCCAAGUGCCCUCUCGUGACGACGCUGCCGGGGAAGUCAGCGGUGUCAGCGGCGGGGGGGGAAAGAAAAGUCGUGGGAAGGCAGCGCCGGUGGCGGUGGAGGAGGAUGCCGAGAGGGAACCCCCGAUGGAAACAGGCGGAGCAGGAGGACGUGACUGGCCCUCCUCGGAAUCGGAGGACCAAGAUGAACUGCACAGCCGAGGGGGGGCUAGGGGAGAGGGCGGUAUGUCUGACGGCGACUUGGAAGACGCGGCUGACGACAGCUCACCAGACGUGUUGGAAGUAAAGCGUGAGGGUCGCCGCAGGAAAUCUGGAAAGUUCGAUCCGAAGAGUUUCCAGCUCGAGGCAAGGAAGGAGAGCGACGCACGUAACAAAGCGUUCACGGCCACCAUGCUGCAAGGUGUAGGAAUGAUCAUCGGCGGGCGUGGGCAGAAAGACGGGUCAUGCGCCGCCGAUUGUGCCGGUGGUGCGUCUGGCGUGGAUCGGGGAAAGAUGGAAACAGCCGAGAAAUCAGUUUCCCUACUCAGAAACAGUUGGCAGGACUCGAUUUUUGGCCGCGAAGGGAGGGUGUACGGCAAUUUGGACGAAGUGAAGGAAGCGUACCAGCUAUAA